Sitophilus oryzae (rice weevil) is the source of this 880-nucleotide messenger RNA. RefSeq lists its product as uncharacterized. The record is from RefSeq and is a predicted model, not a curated record. The coding region runs from base 137 to 814 and encodes 225 amino acids. The transcript has 3 exons. NCBI's taxonomy places the organism in Eukaryota, Metazoa, Arthropoda, Insecta, Coleoptera, Curculionidae.
CAAAAGUUAAGAUUUUUAGGACAUAAUGAAGUUUUUUUUCCUAGAAUCCAAGAAUUUACCCGCUUAAAUAUCAGCUUGUCAUUAAGGAACAACCUGGAUAGGUAUUUCUAAAAAGUAAUUGUUGGUUUCUAUCACUAUGACAUUUUGUAAAUAUACAAUUUCAAAAAUGAAAAGAACCGUGAAUUUGAGUGAGGUCAAUUCGAAAAACGUAGACGAUCUCAAUAUGAGACAGAUAGAAGAACUUAUCAAGAAAUGCUUCACGAAACAGGAAUGGUACAACAUGACGUACUUUUGUAUAAUCCAUCUUAGAGUAAUGUUCGUUGAAUAUAUAAAGUCUGCCGAAUAUCAUUCGAGGUACACUUUAGAGACCUUUCUAAAGGAAAGUAUCAGACCAGACCCCCUAUUCAGAUCCUUGGAUGAAUUCUGGUUAAACAGUCCGUACGACCUGGACUCAUCAGGAUCAGAAAUUGAACAGGAUAUCCCAAUAAAUCCGGACAUUCCUCGAAAACCCACUCUGGAAGAAAUCUGGGAUGAAAGUGAUAGGGAAAACGAACCCCCUGGAUCUGUCCUGGAUAGGGAGAAUUCCAGGAACUGUUUUGACGCUUCCAAGAGAGCUGCGUAUAGGAAAGAGAUGAGGAGAAGAUGGAGGAAACCUUUUAAUAAACGAAAGAAGUCUAAAUCGAAAGAAAAUGAGGUGCCUACUAAGGUUCCUGUAGGAUUUAAAAUGAAGGUCAAACUGCGACCAAAGAAAGCAAAGUCCAAAUCUAGUUCUCACAAGCCAGGAAGACAAGUCAUCAAGCCAAACAAUGGUUGAUUUUUUAUUUAAUAUUUAUUUACCUAGAAUAAAUUAAGAAAUUGGUCAAAAGCAAUAAAAUCCUUU